ACAACAGAAACAACCUCAUCAUCAUCAACAACAACAACAGAAACAACAACAUCGUCAACAACCACAACAACAACAUCAUCAACAUCAACGACGACAACAACAAUAAACCCAUGUACAAUAAAUAGCUAUCGAUGGAAUACAACUGGUAUUACUGUACUGGAUAUAUCCUCUUUAUACAUUCCUAGUGAUAUAUAUUUUGAUUCGAAUGACACAUUGUAUAUAGUCGAUGAAUCAAAUCAAGUUAUAGUCAAAUUAUUGAAAAACGCUUCAACUGCAACCCGUAUAGCUGGACUUAUGUUGUCAGGUGGUUCGAAUGCUAGUCAAUUUUCAACUCCUCAAGGUGUUUAUGUUGAUUCGAAAGGAAGUUUGUACGUAAGCGAUUAUUAUAAUAGUAGAGUACAAAAAUUUGUGAAUGGGUCAACACUUGGAAUAACUAUGUCAGGAAUAAAUAGCUCAGCUGGCGCGGCACUAAAUCAAUUUAAUGGUCUUCGAUAUUUUGCAGUGGAUGCAACAGAAACAUAUAUGUAUUUUACAGAUUAUAAUAACCAUCGCAUUAUGUCAUAUCAAAUGAAUUCAACAACAGGUACUAACGGACAACUUGUUGCUGGAGGUGCCGGAGCUGGAAAUACGAAUACACAAUUGAAUCUACCUUGGGGAAUUUCCUAUCUACCAACAAUAAGUAAUUAUUUAUAUAUAACCAACAAUAAUGGUCAUUCAGUGAUGCGAUGGAUACCAGGAGCAUCGUCAGGUCAAUUUAUUGCCGGUACACCAGGUACAUCAGGAUCAAAUGCUACAAGUUUGAAUACUCCCAUGGGUAUUAGAGUUGAUAGUUUUCUAAAUAUGUUCAUUGUUGACUAUGGAAAUCAUCGAGUACAAAUGUUUUGUUAUAAUAGUACGAUUGCCACAACAAUAGCCGGCACUGGCACAUCCGGUAAUAGCGCAAUACAAUUAAAUUAUCCAAGAGGUAUUGCAUUCGAUUCAUCAAUGAACUUGUACAUUAGUGAUGCAACAAAUCGUCGUAUUCAGAAAUUUGUGAAACUCUAA
Molecule: messenger RNA, 1044 nt
Organism: Adineta steineri
Lineage: Eukaryota; Metazoa; Rotifera; Eurotatoria; Adinetida; Adinetidae
Source: the annotation of a GenBank genome assembly